Nothobranchius furzeri (turquoise killifish) is the source of this 1951-nucleotide messenger RNA. Its product is annotated as ras-related protein Rab-19. Gene Ontology annotation, biological process: vesicle-mediated transport. The record is from RefSeq and is a predicted model, not a curated record. Gene Ontology annotation, molecular function: GTPase activity; GTP binding. Gene Ontology annotation, cellular component: trans-Golgi network; Golgi cisterna. Lineage: Eukaryota; Metazoa; Chordata; Actinopteri; Cyprinodontiformes; Nothobranchiidae.
GGUUUCUAUUGUUUCCACAGGUGGUGUGAAAGGAGAAAGACUCACGUCAGUCAGAACAGGAAAGGCAGACGAGAGAAAAUAUGCAGGAGUAAAGGAAGGAGAAUCUCGGGGGAGGAAACUUGAGUGGGAAUUUAACCAGCAACUCUCUCAGAAGGUGUCUUUUAAUUUUAUUUACUAGAAGAUUUAGAUUUUUCAUCAACUACUGGAACACGUGCAUGAGGACUGAGAGGAUGGGAUGUGUUUUCAUGCUGUCUGCUGCUGUGGACAGAGAAGUGGGUCAACACCCGAGACGGAGCUGAAAGGAGAGUUUUGUCUCACUGAGCCAGAAGGACUCGACUGUCUGUGGACAAAAACAAAAAAGACUGGACAUUUUUAGAUUUAGGAUUUUAACAAACAAAAUGUUAGUCAUUUGCAACUUGGUGUAUUUUGAAUCCUCAUCAAAAAUGUUUUUACUUGGAAAAAUCUUAUAGAUUUAUUUCCAAAUUUUGAAAACCUUAAAACAUCUCAGCUCUGAUCUGUUUCAAUUAAGACAACUGGACUAACUUGACUAAAUCCACUCCAACUUUUUGAUCAAUCAUCGCCCUUUAUUUAUAUAUUUUUUACAGUUUUGUAAACUUCAGCCUAUCGACUCUUGACCUCAGGGGUCAAAUAUUCCAAGUUUCCAGUUCAGCCUCCAGAGGGAUCAUUCCCUUCAUUCACUCUGGAAAAAAAGACACGAGUUGUCCUCCUAUCAUGCAGGCGCCAGGUCAUGAGCAUGAUGACACUUUUGAUUUCCUGUUUAAGAUCAUCCUCAUUGGAGACACCAAUGUAGGCAAGACCUGCGUGGUCCAGAAUUUCAAGUCCGGGAUGUUCACUGAGAAACAGCAGAACACCAUCGGGGUGGAUUUCACAGUGAGGACGGUGGACAUCAAAGGCAAGAGAGUGAAGAUGCAGGUGUGGGACACAGCUGGUCAGGAGCGGUUUCGUACCAUCACUCAGAGUUACUACCGUAGUGCUCACGGUGCUGUGAUCGCGUAUGACAUCACUAGAAGCUCGACCUUUAACUCGGUGAGCCAUUGGAUCAAGGAGGUUGAGCUUUAUGGAGCAGCUAACGUGGUUCUGGUGCUCAUAGGUAACAAAUGUGACUUGGAGCAGGAACGCCAGGUUCCAUUUGAGAAGGCCUGCAGCCUGGCGAAGGAGAGCAGCAUGCUCGCUGCUUUGGAGACGUCUGCAAAGGAGAGUCGAAAUGUGGAAGAAGCCUUUCUGAUGAUGGCCAGAGAGCUGAUGUCUCGCAAUGGCCUCCAAGUCCAGCAGGGAGAGACGGAGAGCUGCAGCGCUCCUCAGAUUCACCUCAGAAGCAACUCUCGACCAGUCGAAGUUACCCACGUAGCUGCUUACAAGCCACCUGAGAAAAAGACAUGCUGCUGAUGUGGGAACGGAAAAGGACUGAUGAUAUAAAUCAAAAGUAAACAAGGACAGUUGUGGUGGACGAUUGUUUUUAGUUAUUGGGAUUUUUGGAAAGAAAUGAAUGAAAUUUCAAAACAGGGAAGUUAUUUGAUGAUGCCAAGGACCAGAGGAUAUACAAGUAUUGAGAAAUAAACGCAGGAGUCAUCGUCACCACACGGAUCUCUGAUCAGGAGAGUCUCCUUAUCCCCUGGACAAGGACUGAUUCUGUUCUCUGAUGUCAUAAAUGCUGAAAGGACUAGAAACAUCUUAUUUAGUGAGUUUCUGAUGCUAAUUCAGAUCUGAAUUUCUUAGAAAAAAAUGUUUUGUUUCCUUUUAGCACUUACUUGCCUCGAAAGUGUUGAACCCAACACAACCAAAGGAUUGCAACAAGACAAGCAUGUAUGAGUAUUUUCAUGUUGCCAUUGUUUGUAAAGCUAUUUUAUGGGGCCUUGUUUACAUAAAUAAAAGAACAUACACGUGGUUACAUUUAGCUUCUAUUAACAAUAAAAAUUAGAUGGGAAAUUAA